CUUCCGCUCCGUUGCCGCUAACGCAUCACCGCCCGCUCGACUACGCUUCCAUAAAAACCAAACGCACACGUAAAGCCAAGUCAAGCUAGCGUAGUGACCGCACCAGAGAGACUGCUGGCUCAUCUACCGCUAGCUUCUGUCACUAUCUGACUCUUUUCAUCCAUAAAACACACAUUUUAAGACCCGCUACUACCUCCUACAGCGGUUUAUUAGUCUCCUCUUUGCCUCCCCGCUGAACAUGGCCGAUCCUAAAUACGCGAACUUGCCGGGAAUUGCCUUUAAUGAGCCAGAUGUGUACGAGACAGGAGACCUGCCAGAAGACGACCAGGCUCAGUUUGAGUCGGAGGAGCUCUGCAGUGACAGCGUGGAGAGGAUUGUGGUCAACCCCAACGCCGCCUACGACAAGUUCAAGGACAAGCAUGUCAACACCAAGGGGCUCGACUUCUCAGACAGAAUCAGUAGAAGCCGAAGAGUGGGCUAUGAGUCAGGAGAAUUUGAAAUUCUUGGAGAGGGCUGUGGGGUGAAGGAGACGCCCCAGCAGAAGUACCAGCGCCUGGUGAACGAGAUCCAGGAACUCACUCAGGAGGUGGACACCAUCCAGUCUGCCACAAAGGAAAGCAACGCAGAGGAGCGCCUGACCCCGGUGGUACUCGCCCAGCAGGCAGCCCAGCUCAAACAGCAGCUGGUUUCUGCCCAUCUCGACUCACUGCUGGGACCUCAUGCACACAUCAAUCUGGCUGACCCAGAUGGAGCGCUGGCCAGGCGUCUGCUCACCCAGCUGGAAGCGGCCAAGGGCGGCCGUGGCAGUGCUGCAGGAGACAGCAAGCCGUCAGCUAAGGGCCCAGAUGGAGUGGUGCUCUACGAGCUGCACAGCCGACCAGAGCAGGAAAAAUUCAAUGAAUCUGCCAAGAUGGCGGAACUGGAGAAGCGUCUCGCUGAGCUGGAGAUGGCUGUUGGCUCAGGAUCAGACAAGCAGGGACCUCUGAGUUCUGGUGUACAAGGAGCCAGUUUGAUGGCCACCAUAGAGCUCCUGCAGGCGAGGGUCAGCGCUCUGGACUCAGCUACUCUGGAUCAAGUGGAGGCCAGACUGCAGAGUGUCCUCGGGAAGAUGAAUGAGAUUGCUAAGCACAAGGCUACGAUUGAGGACGCCGAGACACAAAACAAGGUGUCGCAGCUUUAUGACGUGGUGCAGAAGUGGGAUGCCAUGUCCACCUCUGUACCUCAGGUGGUGCAGAGGCUUGUCGCUGUCAAGGAGUUGCACGAACAAGCCAUGCAGUUUGGCCAGCUGUUGACCCACCUGGACACCACUCAGCAGAUGAUCAACAACUCUCUGAAGGACAAUAACACUCUGCUAACACAGGUCCAACUGACGAUGACGGAGAAUCUGGGGGCUGUAGAAGAGAACUUUUCUGCACUAGAUCAGAGGAUGAAGAAACUCUCCAAUUGAACGGUGGCAGACUUUGGACCGGUCCAGGAGAAGAGUAAAGAACAUGGACAAAUGUGAGCUGGCUAGAGAGCACCGAGGAGGGAUUUGGGUUUUAACUCUGUCCUUUCUGGCCAUCUCUCUCUCUCUCUUCCGCUCCUCUUCACCUCUGCCUUUUUUUUCACUAAGUGGAAUGUUAGAGAGUUGGAAAAGAUGGAAUAACAAAUCAAAACAUAAGGAGACUAAAAGUCUUGUCCACCCUCCUCUCCUCUCCCUUUCUCUUGCAUCAAAUUGAUAUCAAAUGAAAACACAUUUGUCCACUCUAAACAUGCCACUGAUUGCAGUCCCCUGUUAAGCUUAUUGCGUUUUAGACCUGAUUGUUUUUAUUAUUAUUAGUAUAAAACAUAAGAAAUUCCUCCAUUCCUUUCAAACUUUGUACUGUAUACUCUGGUCAAAUUAAAUAGAUCACAGUAAUGAUCGGUUGAUGCAUUAAAGAUCUUGUCAACUGUGUAAAAAAACAAACAAAAAAAAAAAAACCAAGAUCUAUUGUUGUAGCGGGAGCACGUUUGUGCGAGUGUCGGGGCCGAGUCACGGAAGGAAAGCUUGUAAAUAUGCCUGUGUACCUAAUUGUUUCUUCACGCUCAGUCGCUUGUAACUAUAUUAUUAUGACUGAGACCGGACACCACAGACAAACUUUUAAUCUGCUUUGUCAUUGCCUACAAGUCAACUGUAUUGUACAUCUGUGGUCAUGGGAACGGAUCAAUAAAAAGUGCGAUAAGCUUGCCAUUUCUUUUCUUUUAUGAGAUG
Messenger RNA from Anoplopoma fimbria (sablefish), 2230 nucleotides. RefSeq names its product dynactin 2 (p50) (gene dctn2). NCBI's taxonomy places the organism in Eukaryota, Metazoa, Chordata, Actinopteri, Perciformes, Anoplopomatidae. The transcript is spliced from 14 exons. The record is from RefSeq and is a predicted model, not a curated record. Gene Ontology annotation, cellular component: cytoplasm; centrosome; dynactin complex. Bases 239 to 1447 code for a protein of 402 amino acids. Gene Ontology annotation, biological process: mitotic spindle organization.